UCUCUCUCAAUCUGUGGCAGCUCUAACGUUUGCCUUAGAUUCUGAUCUUCAAAUCUCUUCUUCGAGCUUCAGUCAUGGCGCCUGCUGAAGAAGCUUCCGUAGCAGUCGAAUUUGUUUCUGAUCUUUCCGUCAUAGAGCCGGUCGAAGAGAAACCGGAAGCAAAGGCUACGAAGGCAAAAAAAGCUGCAGCUAAGAAAGAGCCUAAGGAGCCUAAAGCUAAGAAGCCUGCCGGUACGAAGAAACCCCGGGCUGCUUCUGCACAUCCUCCAUACAUUGAGAUGAUCCAAGGGGCGAUUGUAUCUCUGAAAGAGAGAACCGGUUCGAGUCAGUAUGCAAUUACGAAGUUCAUCGAGGACAAGCAGAAGGCGAACCUUCCCCCAAAUUUUAAGAAGCUUCUUCUUGUGCAACUAAAGAAGCUUGUCGCAGCAGGAAAGCUCGUGAAGGUUAAAAACUCGUUCAAGCUACCAGCUGCGCCUAAGCCAGCACCUGCUUCCGCUCCCAAGAAAGCUGUAGCUGCGAAGCCUAAAGCUGCGGCUAAGCCGAAGGCUGCAACCAAGCCUAAGGCCGCUCCUGCUAAGCCUAAGGCGAAGACUAAACUUGCUGCUAAACCGAAAGCUGCUGCCCCUGCCAAGCCUAAGGCUCCGGCGAAGCCGAAACCUGUGGCUAAGCCAAAGGCUGCUGCCAAGCCUAAGCCCAAGCCUAAGCCAAAGGCUAAGCCAGCGCCCAAGGUUGCGAGAACUUCUACUAGGUCUUCUCCAGGUGCGAAGAAACCGGCGGCUUCCAAGCCAAUUGCUGCGGCAGCUAAAAAAGCACCGGCGAAGAGUGUGAAGAAGCCGAAGAGUGUGAAAUCGCCGGCGAGGAAAGCUCCUGCAAGGAAGGCGAAGAAGUAAAGGGAUGGUUUGGAUUCGUAUGAGAGGUAGUUCUGUAAAUUUAAGUGAGGUUGGGCUUGUUACUUGUUAGGUUGUAAGAUGCCCAAAAGUUAAAAGAAGAAUCAAAAUUUGUACAACAGUAGUGUAGUAGUCUUCUUGAUUUCUUUGAAUCUGGUUUAGCUUGA
Messenger RNA from Telopea speciosissima, 1054 nucleotides. RefSeq names its product histone H1-like. Gene Ontology annotation, biological process: nucleosome assembly; negative regulation of DNA recombination; chromosome condensation. The coding region runs from base 75 to 890 and encodes 271 amino acids. The record is from RefSeq and is a predicted model, not a curated record. Gene Ontology annotation, molecular function: nucleosomal DNA binding; double-stranded DNA binding; structural constituent of chromatin. NCBI's taxonomy places the organism in Eukaryota, Viridiplantae, Streptophyta, Magnoliopsida, Proteales, Proteaceae. Gene Ontology annotation, cellular component: nucleosome; nucleus. The transcript has 2 exons.